This is a messenger RNA of Oryza brachyantha (malo sina), 3253 nucleotides long. RefSeq lists its product as uncharacterized. Gene Ontology annotation, molecular function: protein binding; G-quadruplex RNA binding. Bases 94 to 2694 code for a protein of 866 amino acids. NCBI's taxonomy places the organism in Eukaryota, Viridiplantae, Streptophyta, Magnoliopsida, Poales, Poaceae. The transcript is spliced from 7 exons. Gene Ontology annotation, cellular component: NSL complex; Ino80 complex; MLL1 complex. Gene Ontology annotation, biological process: positive regulation of transcription by RNA polymerase II. The record is from RefSeq and is a predicted model, not a curated record.
CCCAUCGCCAUUGCCAACCACCACCACCAUCGCCGGGCCGCGGGGUUGUCGCGCGGCGAGGGAGCGUGGGAGGGCUGGCGGGGACGGAGCGGCAUGGGCGCCAUGUCGGCCGCGGGAGGGAGCUGGGCCGCCGAGGACGACGUCCUGCUGAAGAACGCCGUCGAGGCUGGUGCCACAUUGGAGGCCUUGGCUAAAGGAGCUGUAUGCUUUUCCCGCAAAUUCACUCUUCAAGAAUUACAGGAUCGUUGGUGUUCGUUGCUGUAUGAUUCAGAGACCUCAGAACAAGCAUCUGCUCUCAUAGUCAAGUAUGCGACUGAACUUUCAACCUCCAACCCAACCAAAGCACAUAAACUUUUCUACUCAAGGAAAAAACAUCUUUCUCUUGGGAAAAGGAAAAUUGAGAGUGUAAAGAAUCAGUAUUAUGCAAUGAGAAAGAGAAUUUGCCAUGAUCCAUAUUUGGCUGCAGUUUAUGGUUAUGUUAUCACACCCUGUUCAUGCCCUGUAGGUAGUGAUUGUGUAUGUGAUGGCUUGUUUAACUUGUUGGAAGACCAUCAUUUGGUCCAUAGCGUUAAUCAAGCUGCAGAUAUUGUAAAUGGCUGUGUCCACAUAGAUGAAAGCCAUGCUGAUGGACAAGAUGCACAUGCCAAAGAUAAUGGACAUUAUAUAUCCCAACAAAAUCAUAAUAAAGCUGCCAGGAGAGUGAUAAUCGAUGGUAACACCAAUUGUGGAAGUGCAAAUGGCUGUUCUGAUGUAGGUAAGUUAUAUGGAUACAACUACAUGCAAAAGAAUAUUCAGUCAAGGGAAAAGAAUAUUACCUCUCCAAACGACAUUUCUGAUGUCCAGGACUAUGUGCAGCUUCAGCAACCACUUCUUUGUGAGGAAUCAACCAAUGGAAUGACAGGGUUAGAGGCUUUACUGAAUACUGAUCAAGAUUGCAUAAAACAGAGCCAAUUUUCUGGUGACAUCAAUGAAAGAUUGCAAGAACCAGGCUCGCUUAAAGCAAUUAGUCAACAUUGGUGUUCUCAGGCAUCUAGUUCUCCUGCUAGGGAGAAGUUUCAGGGUGUUAAUUCACCUGAAAUGCCGACAGAUGUGGAUCACAAGGAACAAGAAAUUCUUACCUUUUCUGAUGACAAGAAAAAGGAAACUUCUAACAUUGACACACUUUCAUUUAAGGUGAGUACAGAGAAUGGAAUGUCUGGAUCCGACUUAUGCAAAGCAACAGAAGGUAAAGUAACACACUCGUGCUUAAUGGAUGCCAAUCAGAGCAAAGACUUUGAGGUACUUAAUAGCGAGAAUAUUUUGGACUCUUCUCUUGACUCAAAUCUGGAAAAUUUAGGCGAUCAACAUGCUAAUGUUAUUCUGAAGAACAUGUCCAAAAAGCACCUUCUGAACCUUCCUCUUGUAAGCAGUUCAUGUGGUAAUGACACAGAUCCAAUCCAUGAUGUGGCAGAUAUUUCUGGAAUGGACAUGAUAUGCACAUCGGAAGUGCCUUUUCCUGGUGCUGGUAUUGUGUGCAUAUUGAACACUGAAGAUCCUGAAAUCCCUUGUAAUGAUGAUAUCUUUACACCUGGGCCUGUAGCAUCCACCUCUACUUGCGACCAGAAUUCUCAGCACAAUAUGCAUUUGGUUUCCACCAAACCUAUUUCUCCACUAAAUACUGCUGAUGUGAGUCAUACCAACUUGGCAAGUGAUGUCCAACCAUUAUUACUGCCAACAAAGUUGGAGCAUUACACCUUAGAACAAAAGGAAACACUGAUGGCUCUUAAUGAUUCUUGUACUUUAAGAAGCAAACCAUCUUGUAUGCGUGUUGAUGUUAGCGUGAACAAUACAAAUGCAUGCACAUCAACUUUUCAUUCUGCUGCAGAAUUCGUUAAACAAUCAGCAUGUGGUUUAGUGCAACAUGAAGGUUUUGAUAACUUGGGGAGUGUGGCUUUGGAUGAGUGUGUUGUGCUUGAUGAAAUGAAUUCUAAGUUUCCUGGUGAGCCAGGAAUAAGUUAUGAGGCUAAUAUCCAAAACAGCAUUCCAUCGCAUGCAUUGCCAGAUGGGGAGUUUCUUAACCCCAUAACAACUGCUUCAAGCCAAGCAAGCGGAGGAUCUGACAGUGAGGAUGACAUUCCAAACUAUUUUGACAUAGAAGCUUUGAUACUUGAUCAGGAUUUAAUUCCAUGGGACCAAGAAUUUGAUUUCAUCCAGCCCGAAGUUUCCAGGUUUCAGUCCCUUGGAAACAGGAAAGACUUGGUGAGAUUAGAACAAGGUGCCUGCUCUUGUAUGAACAGAUCUAUUAUGUCCCAUGGUGCUUUUGCAGUUCUUUAUGGCCAUCAUUUGAAAUACUACAUAAAGGAUCCGAAGGUUACUCUUGGGAGAGAAACAAGAGAGGAACAUGUUGACAUCGAUUUGGGAAAAGAAGGAAAGGCAAACAAAAUAUCCCGUAAACAGGCAAUUAUCGAGAUGGAUGAAGGUGGAUCUUUUUACAUAAAUAACAUAGGAAAAUGUCCAAUCUUUGUUAAUAGCAAAGAAGUUCAAUGCAACCAACGUAUCAACUUAGUUUCUGAUGCCUUGCUUCAGAUAAGGGACAUGAAAUUCAUUUUUCACAUCAAUCAGGAUGCUGUAAGGCAACAGAUGGUUCGCACGAGAAGAGGGACCUCCCAAGGCAAGAGUGCAGCAUUUGAUUGGGAUCAAAAAGCCAUGAAUUAAGGUUAUGUGAAAGCUCAAUUGUGAAUUAUUAUUACUAAUAUAUAACGUCAGGAUAGGAGUACAUAACACCAUAUCUAAUCUUGUUCCAUCCUUUGCAUGUAAAUCGAUGUAUUCCCUAUGCUUAUCCUAUAAUAUAGAUACAAGCUCACUUCUCAUCUUAAGAUCCAUAUUACAGUUAGUGCCAUAGUUCUAUGUUUGAAAUUUGGACAUAUUUUUUCCUCAGUAAAACUGUAUCGACAAAAGUUGUUUGAACAGACUGGGAAUUGAAUUCUUUCAGAUGAGCCCCCUAGCAAGGUUCGUUUCUUUAGGGCUCUUUCCAUGAUGCCCAUUAUCAAAUAUUCGUUGAUGAUUAAUGGAAAGAUGACAGAUUGAACCUUUGAGGAUGUGCCACGAUGCUGUGCAUAAGAUAAGGGGUCAAUGCAGUCAACGGGUCAUCUCAUUCCGUAAACCUAACUGCCCCAAUGAAUCAGAUGCCUUCAUCAACCGAGGAUAAACUAACCAAAGUCUUCAAAAAUAAUGACGAUGCAUUCUUAAUUAAUAAUAAGAAGACACAACUAAA